Anneissia japonica is the source of this 2823-nucleotide messenger RNA. Its product is annotated as tripartite motif-containing protein 2-like. The record is from RefSeq and is a predicted model, not a curated record. Gene Ontology annotation, biological process: positive regulation of DNA-templated transcription. Gene Ontology annotation, molecular function: zinc ion binding; ubiquitin-protein transferase activity; protein binding. Gene Ontology annotation, cellular component: chromatin; nucleoplasm. Lineage: Eukaryota; Metazoa; Echinodermata; Crinoidea; Comatulida; Comatulidae. The coding region runs from base 173 to 2335 and encodes 720 amino acids. The transcript has a single exon.
GCAACCUCUACACUAUUGUAUCAUCAUAGCAUGAAUAACAUUUAAAUAUAUUCUUUUCUCGUUGCAGAUUACAUAGCUAGCAUUAAGAGAACAAGGAUGUAGCAAUAUAUACAAGAGCAAACUGAAUACUGAACUUAAAAACUGUAUUUAUAAUUCACAGAAUUAUUUCAAGAUGGCUACCAGCGAUUUACAGUUUGUGGAAAUUGUUGAUGAGAACUUGGAGUGUACUAUCUGCUUUAAGAGAUUUAAAAAUCCUAAAUCCCUUACCUGCCUCCAUACUUUUUGUUUGGCGUGCCUGGAAGACUGGGUUAAGGAGAAGGGUAAGCUGACCUGCCCAACUUGCUCAAAAUCAUAUCCUAUUCCAGAGGGCGGGCUUCAGAAGCUCCCACCAAAUACCAUUCUAAAUAACUUAUUAGAAACAAUUGAGCACUUUUCGAAAACAGAUCAGAUAAAAUGUGUUUGUGGAAAAGGAUAUGCAAAAUACUACUGUGAAGAUUGCAAACAACAUUUGUGUUCUAUUUGUGGUGACCAUCAUAAAGACUUUAGACUCUUUGCAAAACACAAGCUAAUUUCAUUGGAGGAUAUGUCAUCAAUGAGCCACUUACAAAAAGCAUCACUACAUCCUCCAAUGUGUUUGCUUCACGAAAAACCAUUGGAAUUCUAUUGCAAAGACUGUAAAAUUUCAAUCUGUAUGCAAUGUAAAACUUCGAACCACAAUGCCUGGGAAGGGAAACACAAAACAAUCAAUGUUUCAGAAGCAUUAAAACAAUUUCAAGAAACUUUGGCACCAUUGGAGAAAGCUGCCUAUAACAUCAAAGACAAAUUAAAAGAUGGUCUGGAAACAGUCAUUGAGAAUUCUACAAAAUUAGAACAAAGCAAAGACAAAUGUUUGAGAGAUAUAGACAAUCAGGUAGAAGAAAUGGUAAAGACAAUCAAGGGGAAUGGAGACAAAAUGAAAAAUGAAGUGAAGACAAUUUACCAAAAGAAAAAUAAAGUAAACAAUGCCCAAAAAGAUGAACUGAAAACAAUGAUUUUUGACAUUGACACAAAACUAAAUUUUCUCAAUCAGUUAAUGAAAAGUAAAGAACCUUUAGUAAUAGAAUCAAGUCAAAAGGAGAUUACAGCACUGAAGGAAAAAAUCAGUGAAUUUCCAAAAACAAGUCCAACUGAUAAGAGACUCAUUAAAUUCUACAUUAACAAACAACAAAUUUCAACAUUGCAACAAAGUGAUAUUGGAUAUGUAGCACAAUCAGGGGCAGCAGACUGUCUAACAUUAAAGGGCCAGAAAUCUGUGACCAAAGGGCAGAUAAUAUUUGUCAAAAUAAUUAAAACAGACGAAUGUGAAAUACAUGCAGAUCAACUGAAGGCAACAUGGACACAGCCUACAGGAGAUGCCUACAUCGCACAAGUUCAAGAAGAUGACAAUGGAGGUUAUUUUAUGACAGGAAAAUGCAAAAGUCCAGGUGUUUGUAAAAUAGAUGUGAGUGCUUAUGGCGAACCAAUCAAGCAGUCACCAUUGAUAAUUCAAGUAGAGAAGAAAGGAUUAGUAAAUACCAUUAAAUUAGACCAAAAAAAUGUUAGAGAUGUCAGAGAUGUAGUUAAGUGUGAAGAUGAUUGCUUGCUAGUUUCAUGCUGGACCAAUGAAAUAUUAAAAUACAAGCAAUCAGGAGAAUAUAUUGGUAAGGUUACAUUACCACAAGGUAUACGAGUUGAUAGAAUGUACAAAAUGUUUAAUGGUAACAUAGUAUUCAUUGAUGGUAUUAAAUGCAUCAAAGUAUGCAAUAUGAAUGGACAGCUGAUAAAAUCAAUUGGUCAGGGAAUAUUUAAGAAUCCAUCUGGUAUCCAUGUGGAUGAGGCAUCAAAUGUUGUGUAUGUAGGAGAUUGGAAUAUUGGCUGUGUGUUCUUGUUUGACAUUAAUAGUGGUCAUAUGGUAAAGAAGAUAGGGUCAAAGGGCAAUCGAGUCGGAGAAAUGAAUGCAGUUACUGAUGUUACUUUUACAAACCAAGGAAAUGUUAUUUUAGUGGAGUGUUUCAACAGUAGGAUACAACUUUUUGAUAAAGAGGGAAGGUUCAUGAAGGUGCUUGUCAAAUCAGGUGAAAAGAACGGUAAGGUGAGGAAUCCUUGUAGACUUGUAGUUGAUGAGGAUGACAACAUCAUUAUAUCAAGUGACCACAAACUACAGCUAUUCCAUAAAGACGGAACUUUCAUCAAAAGAAUAGAUAAACCAGAAGAUCAAAUCAAGUAUGUAUAUGGGAUAACAGUUAUUUCCUAUUAUCCACACAGAGUUGCAAUAACAAAUGAUUGUGACAAAACUGUACAAGUAUUCAAUUAUUAAAUAUUAUUAUAGUCUGCUGCCCUCAAGUAGGGGGCACGUUCCCCGUUUUGCCACUAAAUCUUAAAAAUUUCAAUGCAUAUCAAUGUCAUGUACUCUUACUUAACUAUCCUGAAACUGCUAUGCCCCCGCCCCAUUCUGGAUCCAACCCUGACCACCACCUCGACCCCCACCCCUCCAUAUCUCUGCAGCAUUUUCCCCAUAUGUAUACAUGAUAUCAAUAUAUUCUGUGUACCUAUAACAAUAACCAGCAAUGCUUGAGACACUUCAUAAAACACAGGUCAACACAGAAUUUAAAACAAAAAUAUUUGAUUGUUUAAUGUUGUAUAAUCUAUACACAGAAAAAUCUUCAGCUUGAUUUAACCAAAUUUUUUGUUGAAGAUCACUGUAUUAAAAUAUUAUUUUCUAGUCUUAGCACUUUAAAGUAAGGGCAAAUUGUUAGAUUAUUACAGCAUUCAUUUUGAAAAGCCCCAUUUCUUUUUAACUUGUAA